Messenger RNA from Oryctolagus cuniculus (rabbit), 4331 nucleotides. RefSeq names its product DAZ interacting zinc finger protein 1 (gene DZIP1). Lineage: Eukaryota; Metazoa; Chordata; Mammalia; Lagomorpha; Leporidae. Gene Ontology annotation, cellular component: ciliary basal body; cytoplasm. The record is from RefSeq and is a predicted model, not a curated record. Gene Ontology annotation, biological process: cilium assembly.
AAAAGGCGCCUGUUCGCCUCUCCGCGCUCUGCCGCUCCUCGGCCUCCGCCGGCCCCGCUUGCGCUAGCAGCGCCCCUGGGAUCUGGGUCCCCUGUGUCGCCCCGGUCCGCUCGCAGCGCCCGGCAUCUGCCCUGGAGCGCGCAGCUGGGGUGCUGGGGGCUACAUCGGUAAGCAGGAGAGACCCGGCCCUCGUUCCUGCGGAUCCUGCAGCCCAGUGGAUGGAGCCCAGAGCCUACAGACCUGCCAGGGAAGAAAACCAUUUUCCCGAUGGUUGGUCCGAGCAGGGUCUCCCCGGUGGACUGAGGAAUGUCUGGCUUUUCCUCUGCUCGCUGAGCUCUGUGGUGACCACGGGCAGCCGCCAGACCACCCCGAGGAUGAGAGGCCUCAGGUCUGCAGGUCGCUGCUAGGACAGCGCUGGCUUCUCUCCGGAAAGCAAUGCAGACCCCACGCAAGCUGGGAAGGGCGCCGGGCGCAUGCUGAGCGCGCGCAGGGGGACGCGCCCUUCGCUCCGGUCCGGGCUCGGGCGCUGCCAUAGUAACGGCCCUGGACGCCCAGACCCUAGGUCGCCGCCGCCGCCGCCGCCGCCGCGGGGAACCCGGCCUUCUCCCGCUCCCGAAGGCCGUGGUGGCGGCGGCGGCCCCGGCCGGGUAGAGGAGACCGCCCCGCUCCCCCGACGCAGGCACACGCGGCCGACUGGCUUGCGAGCAUGCCCUUCCAGAAGCACGUGUACUACCCGCUGGCCGGCUGCCCCGAGGGCCCCGACGCCUCUGCAGCCGGCGGCGCGGCGGGGGCAGCCGCCAUGGCGUGUUUCCCUCCCAGGGCGGGGCUGGGCCCCCAGCCCUUCUUCCAGUUCCGGCCUCGGCUGGAGAGCGUGGACUGGAGGCGGCUGAGCGCCAUCGACGUGGACAAGGUGGCCGGGGCCGUGGACGUGCUGACGCUGCAGGAGAACAUCAUGAACAUCACCUUCUGCAAGCUGGAGGACGAGAAGUGCCCGCACUGCCAGUCCGGGGUGGACCCGGUGCUGCUGAAGCUCAUCCGCCUGGCGCAGCUCACCAUCGAGUACCUGCUGCACUCGCAGGAGUUCCUCACCUCGCAGGUGCACGCGCUGGAGGAGCGGCUGCGCCUGAGCCUGAGCGACUGCGAGCAGAGCCGGAAGCUGCUCACCAAGCAGGCGGGCGAGAUCAAGCUGCUGAAGGAGGAGUGCAAGCGCCGGAAGAAGAUGAUCUCCACGCAGCAGCUGAUGAUCGAGGCCAAAACCAGCUACUAUCAGUGCCAUUUUUGUGACAAGGCCUUUAUGAACCAAGCUUUUCUACAAAGUCACAUUCAACGCCGCCACCCUGAAGAUCCUCACCUUGACACAUGUAUAUCCAUUCAGUCAUGUGUACAUCUUCAUGUAAGUACAGACUAUAAGGCAAAGGCACAGACCGAUAAGCUGCAGGGUGAGAUCGACAUGUUGAAGGAGCAGCUGCAGCUCACCAAGUCUCAGCUGGAGACCUCCCAGCAUGCCCAUGCCCUCCGGUUCUCUAAGGAAUAUGAAAUGCAGAAAACAAAAGAGGAAGACUUUCUGAAGUUGUUUGAUCAAUGGAAAGAAGAAGAAAAGGAGAAACUCGUUGGUGAAAUGGAAAAAGUCAAGGAGAUGUUUAUGAAGGAAUUUAAAGAAUUAACUUCCAAGAAUUCAGCAUUGGAGUAUCAAUUGUUGGAAAUCCAGAAGUCCAACAUGCAGAUCAAGUCCAAUAUCGGCACGCUGAGAGACGCACAGGAGCUGAAAGAUGGCCAUGCUGCGAAUCCUCAGGAUAUCCAACAUGUUAUGCAGCUUCUCGACAGUCAGGAAAGCAAGUGGUCAGCUCAAGUUCAAGCUCUUCAUGAAGAACACAAGAAAGAAAAGAAUCAGCUCCUAUCCUACAUAGAGAAACUCCGAACCUCAGUGAUAGAUGAUCUAAAUGUAAGUAAUGUUUUCUACAAGAAAAGGAUCGAAGAGCUAGGCCAGAGACUCCAGGAGCAGAAUGAACUGAUUGUCACUCAGAGGCAGCAGAUUAAAGAAUUUACCAGUAAACCAUUAAGCAGUGUCAACGAACCCAGAGGGACUCCUUUAACCUGGCAAGCUUUUGAAUCUAAGCCAGCAGCCCCAGCUGUACCUAUGAAUGCCCCAGUCUCGCAGACUUCGGAAGCUAAAUCCAGUCUAACGAUGGUACAUGAACAGGCAUUCUCGUCGCACAUACUGGAACCAAUAGAAGAACUUUCAGAGGAAGAAAAAGGAAAGGAAAAUGAACAGAAGUUAAACAACAACGUGCAUUUAAUGAAAACUCUGAAGAAUAACUCCUCCCUCACUAAAGAAAUAAGGACAGUCCUGGAGCAGAGCUUGGUGGAGAAACUGGAAGGCCUGGGGAUUAAUGCGGAUAUACGUGGUAUUCCGACUGAUCGCUUGAACAGAGUGUUAAGAACCGUGGAAUCAGCCAGACAUGAACGAGAAAGACAAAUACCGAACAUGCAACAAAUUCGAGAACUCAUUGGCCAUCAGGUCAGCUGCAGAAUUGAGGAGAGAACGUUGCUGUCUUCAGAUAAGUUCAGAGUUCCUCAGAUGGACACCCUUUCAACUGGAGAAGUACCCAAAGCGAUACAACUUCCUCCCAAAAACAGACUGUUGGUUAGACAAAGACCUGUGUUUACUGAUAGGACCUCUGUUCCAAAAAUUAAGAAAAAUACAGUGGAAGAUAAUUUUCCCAGAAAGUCUUCAACUAUUACGACCCCUCCCUUCAGUUCGGAGGAGGAGCUGGAUGAAGAGGACAUCAUCCAGAUGUACUCGUCCCCAGACCUACUUCCUGUGAAGUCCUCUAAAAGCAACAAGAGCAACGUCGCAAAGGCCGCCGCCAAAAGUGACACUGACUGGACCGAGUGCAGCGAAGUAGAGGAACUGAACGUUUUCCCCAAACCUGCAGACAGCCAUCCCGCUGUACCCGCGGUGGAUUGGUUGCAGGCCGCACCCCAUAAUAAGCCUGCAGGAACUUCCGUCAAAACACUAACUGAACAAGUUGAGAAAAUAGCUCCACAUCACAGAAAUGGGACCAAGCCAGCCGCUGGAGUUAAUGUUCCUGAUAUGUUCGUCAGAAAGGAAGAAUUGCAAGAACUAAAGUGCACAGAUGUGGAUGAAGACGACUGGGACAUAUCAUCCUUAGAGGAAGAAAAGUCGCUGGGGAAAAGACCUGGGCGAGAACAGAAGGAACCGCCAGCUGUGAAGAGUGAAGCGAAUUCCACUCAACUGCUGAAGGCUUGGAGUUCCCUGGCCCCCAGGGGGCCCAUGGGAGAAGGACUUCAAGAGAAUGAAUCAAACACCUUACAAAGCAGUUUAGUAACCGUGUCAGAUUGGAGUGACGCUUCAGAUGUAUAACCGAAACUCCCGGGUCAGAAGAUUCAUCCAGAAGUCAACCGUCUUUCUCAGGUUUUAGUAACCUGCCUCCACGCGUGCCAUGCUCCUGCCUUAGAGCGUUUCCCACAAUAACAAGGAAGCUGACUCAAAGAACAAGGAUCUCUUUUACGGCACUUCAUACAGUAUUAAAAAACCAAUUGUCCACAGUAUUUUGAAGCAUAUAAAGGUGUUUAAGACUUCUGCUUGAAAAAUAACAUGUCGUUGAAGUCAUAAAAAGUCUGUUUUCUUCAGAACGGUACUCUAGUGUUGAGUAUAUUCCUUUCCAUAAUUUUUAAGUCAGGCCUUUUAAUUUAUAGUAAAUCUUGGUUUGAAUUAUUACAACUUUUUGAAAUUUUCUUAUGUGUACUAUCACACUGGAAAGUGUUUAUAAUUUUGUUGGUAUCUUUAAAACUGUAUUAGUAGAAUCAUUAGUCAAAUCUUACACAUUAGACUGGUUAUUUUUCAUAUAGAAGUUUUGAAUUGCAAUAUAGCUAGGUCUAUGUUCAGUACAUUCUCCUGAAGUACCUUUGUCAUACUUAGCUUACUGGAAAGCAUGUUGCUAUUACUGUUAGGUUCUGCAGCAUAAUCUUUUUCUUGGAUAUUUUAUGAAUAAAAUAUAGUUAUUCUGAAAGCCAGUUAUCAGAAUAUGAAUGGAAAAGAUGGGGAGUAACUUAUGUGUAUGUGGUUUGAGUUUCUGUAAAACAUUCACCUCUUAUUAUAAAAUACCUCAAAAUUCAUUUAGUUAAUUCUUGAACAUUAUCAAAGGUCAGAAAACUAAUAUAAGCUUUUUUUUUUUUUUUGUAAAUUUUUUACACUUUGUGAUACUAACCUGUACUGUUUCCAAAAAAGUAACGCUUUAAGCACAUGGUUUGUUGGGUUUUGGAUCUCUUCAUUCUGUCAACCUUUCCAGUAAAGCCUUCCAUUGUUU